Molecule: messenger RNA, 3782 nt
Organism: Haplochromis burtoni (Burton's mouthbrooder)
Lineage: Eukaryota; Metazoa; Chordata; Actinopteri; Cichliformes; Cichlidae
Product: fibroblast growth factor receptor-like 1
Exons: 8
Coding region: 599-1915 (438 amino acids)
Cellular component (GO): plasma membrane
Molecular function (GO): fibroblast growth factor receptor activity; fibroblast growth factor binding
Source: RefSeq, a predicted model, not a curated record
CCGCAGCUGCAGCGCUGGGACGGACAGCGAGUCUCGGCUGUGUGCGCGCUCCUGGAAAAGUCACUCUGUGGAUGAAGCGGACUACACGGACCGGACUGGACUUCCCUGAGUUUUCUUUUCCCUAACACUUUGGAAACUUUGUUAUUGUGAUUUAUGGAAGUGUCCGGUUUUAUUGCAGCCGUGAAUCCGUUAUUUUAUCCCGGAGAGAGGCAUGUGCUGGUCUGUUAGAGGUCGGUGGAAAGUCGACCGCUGUCACUUUUGAUUCAUGGACUCGACACGGACUUUAGCUAAAAGCAUUUCAGUCCAGAGGCUGAUACGAGGCUGACUUAAUUCACUGAAUAUUAAGGUUUAGGGAAGAUGAAUUUGUCUUUGGACAGCAUGGACAUCCUGAAGAUUGUGUUACUCAUCUUUGAGGCUGUUUUGCUGACUGACUGCGUAAGAGAUGCUCUCAGUGUCAUCAUAAAAAGCAAAGAAGAGAAAAAGAUGAUCUGAAAGACCUCCACGGGUGUCUGACAAAGUUGAGCACAGACAGACGGCCCGGGUGGGCAGUGCCAUCAAGCUGCCAUGUCCGGUGGAAGGAGACCCUCCACCCCUCAAAAUGUGGACCAAAGACGCACGCAACAUCCACAGUGGCUGGAUACGCUUCCGCAUCCUCCGCAUGGGCCUGAAGAUCAAAGAGGUGGAGACGGAUGAUGCGGGGACCUACAUCUGCAAAGCAACAAACGGCUUUGGUAGCGUUAACGUCAACUACACCCUCAUCGUCAUUGAUGAUUCGGGUUCCGAUAAAACUGGAUUGAGGGCACCUGAUGGAGCCGAGCUUGGUGGUGAAAAAUUUGUGCGUCCCCGCUUCACUCAACCUACAAAGAUGAGGAAGAGAGUGAUAGCUCGCCCAGUGGGCAGCUCAGUGCGGCUCAAGUGCGCAGCCAGUGGAAACCCUCGACCGGACAUCGUGUGGCUGAAGGACGACCGGCCGCUGACGGAGCAGGAGGUCGGCGAGGGCCGUCAGAAGAAGUGGACUCUGAGUCUGAAGAAUCUGAUGCCAGAGCACAGCGGCAAAUACACCUGCAGGGUCUCCAAUUGUGCCGGGGAGAUCAACGCCACGUACAAAGUUGAGGUCAUACAGAGGACAAACUCCAAACCUGUCCUGACAGGCACCCACCCGGUCAACACAACGGUGGACUACGGCGGCACCACGUCCUUCCAGUGCAAAGUGAGGAGCGACGUUAAGCCGGUCAUUCAGUGGCUCAAACGCGUGGAGACCAACGAGGAGAGCCGCUACAACUCCACGAUCGAGGUGGGGGACCAUAGGUUUGUGGUGCUCCCCACGGGUGAGGUGUGGUCGAGGCCCGACGGCUCCUACCUCAACAAGCUGCUCAUUAGCCGCGCCAAGGAGGACGACGCCGGCAUGUACAUCUGCUUAGGCGCCAACACCAUGGGCUACAGCUUCCGCAGUGCCUUCCUCAGUGUGCUGCCAGACACUAAGCCUCACAUAACACCGAUGUUUCCGCAAGCCUCCAGCUCCCUCCCCUGGCCUGUCAUCAUUGGCAUCCCUGCAGUAAUAGUGUUCAUCUUUGGCACAGUGCUGCUGUGGUUCUGCCAAAGCAGAAAACACUGUCCUCCUCCCAGCCCUCCGGCCGCGCAGGUACUGCAGAGCUCUCACCGGCUGCCGCACCGGGAGCGGGACAGGGGCUGCGCGGCUCCCUCGUCCAGCUCCUCCAGCCCCGAGAAAGACUGUGUGACAUCCAUGAACUAUGAGGAGUACCUCGCGCAGCAGCAGCAGCUCCUCCUCGGCCAGGGAGGACCAACAAUUCCUGCUAAAAUCUACCCCAAAAUCUACACAGACAUUCACACACACACUCACUCCCACGUGGAUGGGAAAGUACAUCAGCAUCAACACAUUCAUUUUCAGUGUUAGUGCCAAAUAUUCCCAAAUACUCUCCUCUAAGCUGCGGACAUUAAGCUGCGGACUGAACAGGAACUCUGGAGUGACACUCACCUGGCAUUAUUUUUUUAAAAUGGAGAUUGUUGGAAAAGUGUACAAUGUGUGGAAAAACAGUGGCCAGUGAUACACACCUUUUGUUAUUACAUAAAAACUUCCAUAUUUGUUGCUCUUUUUUUUUUAUACCUGUCAGAUUCUCACACCACUACAAAUGGAUCAAUCCUUGGCGAGCACUUACUAAAAAGGACGGGGACGUUUUUAUUUUAUUUUUUAAGAGUGUGAGGUUAAUAGCAGCUAUUAGGACCAGCUGAAAGGUCUUCCUCAUCAGAUGAAUUUUCCAUUUUCUCAAGUGAAAGUUGGUCUUUAUCUUUCACAUGCUCAGCUGUUGGAGCGCACAGAUGAAAAUGGUACUCAAGACUUACAAAAGGGCUGAUUUUACGCUCCUACUCAGGUUGUCCUUUUGUUUGUUAAAGAUGCAUUAUGCUGGGAAUGCUGACCACUAUCCUUAUGUUACCUUUUUCCAUCCCUGACUUCUGUUAAAAGUGAUAUAGAAUAGACUGAUAAAUGUUUAUUGUCUUUCACAGAGUGGAAUAAUUACAUUGCCAUGUCAACUGUGUUGGUCUACAUUAUCUUUUUUUUUUUUACCUUUUUUGUGGUAGCUUCCCAUCUGUAGUCAGUAGUAUGUUGACAAACAAGAGAAGAUGAGUCUUUUUGACAUCAACCUUUUCCACCCACAGUUCAUGAAGCUGUAGUCAUUUAUAAUCAAACUGAUGACUAUUUAAUUUAUUUUGCUAAAAAAAUGUAUCAAAGGUUUAUUUUUCAGAGUAAAGCGUUUUGCAUAUCUAUGUAAUGUUAUUACGUUGUUGUGUAUAGUACAUAUUUGAAUAUUGUCACUCAGUUUAUUCACAUUUACUUCAUGCCAAUAUUUAGGUAUUUUUUGUAUGUAAUUGGUUGUAUUUGACAAUCUUAUUUGAUGUACUCUAAGGUUUAAAAAAAAAAGUUUGAAGGUUUGAUAGUUUGAUUAAAUGACCAGAAACAAAAACAGAUGCAUUCUUCCUGAAGAUUAGUGGAUUUUGGGUAUUAGUUAAAAGCUGCAGUGUGCACUGUGAUGAUGAAGGUGUACCUUUCAUGAAACCGUCAGGGCACGCAGGUCAGCUUUCUUCCUUUGAGUGGGUUGAAGUGUCCGUCAAGGGUGACACAGAGGGCAUGUCCACAGAGGGGCAGAACGUGCUGGGAUGAAUGAAUAGAUACUGUACAGACACAAGAGCAGUCUCACAGUUGCUUUAUAGAUGAGUGAUGGCCCCUGCAAGACUACACCAAACAACCAGCAUCUUUUCUCAUUUAAGUGAAUUGACCCUCUCCUCCCCCCUCUCUAGUCUGCACCACCACCAUCUACUCAUUCAACUCCAAUCUAGGUAGGAUUUCCUUUCACCAUUUAGGAAGUGCAUUGUCCUGCUGUGGGAGUGAUGUGACGGGACCCUGUGAUUGCUCAGGAAAGAAGGGGAGCAUUGUAUCAAGUGAGCUCUUGUUUUGUUGCAAGUAUGGCAGGAUGGAGAUGAGCUUUGGCUCCAGACAGAUGACGGCCGAGUACACUGAGCAGCCUGUUUUUAAAGCAGGUGCGUUUCUCUGAGUCAAAAAGCUGUGGUAUUGUCGUGUCCAUAAAUAACGCUUAGAAUACAAAAUCCAGCUGAGAAGAUUAAAUUAUGAGAGCAUGCACUGCCCUCUAGUGGUCAGGGUCCUGUAUAUCAGCCAUUGCUAAAGUCAGAAGUGCCACAAUCCACUUAGAACAGCAAGAAAAUCCCAUGGGGUCUACCCAGUCCUAACUGCUCACUCCAAAGUGAUU